Octopus bimaculoides (California two-spot octopus) is the source of this 3171-nucleotide messenger RNA. RefSeq lists its product as uncharacterized. Lineage: Eukaryota; Metazoa; Mollusca; Cephalopoda; Octopoda; Octopodidae. Gene Ontology annotation, molecular function: oxidoreductase activity. The record is from RefSeq and is a predicted model, not a curated record.
AUAAAUAAAUAUGAAGAAAACCACGAGAGAUAUGUAGUCAGGUUCCCUAUAAAUACCGCUUGUGCAGUUCCUCAACUAUCAUUCGAGAAACUAAAUUCGCUUCGAACAAAUUAACCAAAGAAAAACAAAAUGAAGUACUUGGUGUUAAUUCUAAUAUUGCCAGUUGUUUGUGUGGAAUGUUUCCAGUUUUUAAAUGAAAUUACAAAAUGCUUUGGUGAUUAUUCAAAGAAUAAUUUUGCUACGGACAAAAGGCUAACUUCACAGAAAUAUUGUGUGGAUAAAAUUUUAUUCAAUAACCCCCGUUUAAAUAAAUGGAGUGACUAUUAUCCAGACAUAAAGAAUUUUAGUAAUAAUGGAGGAAUUCCAAAUGCUCUAGUACAAAGGGGAAUUAGAAAAGAAUAUAGAAUGCUCACUACCAAAGAAAGAGACGAUUUUCAUCGCGCCAUUAAUCUGUUGAAACAAGAUACGAGUAUGACUCCAAAUGUCUACGAUGCGAUCGCCUUCCUCCAUACUGGUCCCACGGUUAGAAAUGCUCACUCUGGCCCUUCUUUUCUAGUUUGGCACAGAAUCUACCUUAACAUAAUGGAAGAAGCUCUUAAUGAAAAGGUAUCAGGAGUAACAAUUCCGUAUUGGGAUCCAACACUUGACAGCUCUCUUGAUGAUCCUCGAGAUUCCAUUAUCUGGACGGAUAAAUUCUUGGGAAAUAUUAAUGGAAUUGUCAAUUGUGGUCCGUUUGCUAACUGGAGCACACCAGCUGGUCCCCUGAUGAGGAAUGGUGGUUUUAUUAGUAACUUACCAACUACUGAAGACAUAAAUAAUAUUCUGAGCCGAUGGAGACUUGCUGAUAUCACCGAACCAAAUGCGAUUGGUAAAUACAAUUUGGAAUUUCACCACAAUUCUAUGCACAAUUUUAUUGGAGGUCAUUUAGGUCAACCAGAAACUUCUCCUAUGGAUCCAGUUUUCAUACCCCAAAAUAUCUCGUCUGGUAACUCUACUUGCCGAAUUAAAAAGUGUUGUGGUCCCGCAGGAAGACUCAGUGUGCAAGCCAGUGGCAUCAAUUAUUUUGGUAACUAUGAAGAAAUGGUGAUAGUUGAUCGUAGAUUAGCUGUAUCAUCGGAUAUAGCCUACAUUGGUAUCAAAAGACCUGCAAUAAACAGCAGUCUGGUAUUUAUGACAGUCUCAGAACAAUGUGGAAGAAUAUGUCGUCCUUCUUGCUUAGUGCCGGGUUCAAAUCCACCGAGGUACACAGAAUGUAUAGGUUUGUUGAACUUAACUCACAAUGAUGCUCAUUUCUACGGCAAAACUCUGGCAGAAGCUUACAUGAGAGUGUGGGAUUAUAAAAACCAGAUACGACCGAAACUAAAACACGAGAAUAUACCAAUCGUAUUCCAUUGUGAUGACAGCCUGUGGCCAUUUAGCACCACCAACUAUACAACAACAACACCAUCAAUUUGGACAACAGCGUCAACACGUACCACAACUACUACUACUACUACUACUACCACUACCACUACUACAACUCCAACAACUACAACUACACCAACAACUACAACAACAACUACAACACCAACAACAACUACAGCACCAACAACAACAACAACUAGUAGAAAUAGUAAUGUCUUCUGCAAAGUUGAUGAUUCCUGUAUAGUGCCAUCGGGAUGUAGCUGUAAAUUCUUCGAAAAACAACCUUGUAUGCAAAUGUGCUCUAAAUAUGCUGUAUGUUUUGGAGGUUAUUAUCAUGUUGUGAAAUGUGGUUACGGUUUUAGAUUCGACAAACAACUGCAAAGAUGCGUCCGUGGAUACUGCGUACACAGAUAGUAAGCAAACGCUAUAACAUCAUACUUAAUAACCACUUCAACAUUCAACAUUUGCUGUUAAAAAUCAACGGUUUCUUGUGUACUUUUAUACUGAACUCCUCUGCAAUUCAUCGAUUCGGUUCAGUGCGAUUUAUAAGCAAUACAUAAAUCAUAAGCAAUACAUAAAAAUUUAUCAAGAUGGACCUUGGUUCUGCUGAGUGGCUAAACGCUCUCAUAAUCACUUAUUCACACAUGAUACUAAAUUAUUUAAUAUUCACGGUCAGUUGCUGCCAAAUCCGGAGUAAGAGUUAAUCAUUGAAUCAACGUUUGUGUCUAUACAUGUAUGCAUACAUAUGUACAUAUCUAUAAAGUCUGUGUACACCUGUACGUGUAUAUAUGCAUUUAUGUAUGUAUGUAUGUAUGUAUGUAUGUAUGUAUGUAUGUAUGCAUGCAUGUAUGUAUGUAAAUUAUGUAUAUAUACGUGUAUAUAUAUAUGUGUAUGUAUGCAUAUAUAUAUAAGCAUAUAUAUAUAUUAUAUAUAUAUGUUAUAUAUAUGUAUAUUAUAUAUAUGUAUAUAUUAUAUAUAUGUAUGUAUGCAUAUAUAUAUAUUAUAUAUAUAUAUAUAUGUAUAUGUAUAUACAUAUAUAUAUAUAUAUAUAUAUAUAUAUAUAUAUAUUAUAUGUAUGUAUAUAUAAUGAAUAUAUAUGAAUAUGCAUGAGUAAAUGAACAUGUAUAUGUGUGUACAUAUGUGUAUGUAUAUGCGUAUAUAUCUAUCUAUAUAUAUAUAUGUAUAUAUAUAUAUACAUAGAUGUACAUAUGUAUAUAUGUAUGUAUGCAUGUACGUAUGAAUGUAUGUAUACAUAUGCUGGUAUGUAUAUGUAUAUAUAUGCGUGUGUAUCUAUGUAUGUGUGUUCGAUUCCCGCAACCGAUGUUAUUUACACCUUCUCCUCCUCUUUUACAGAGUGUAUGUGUAUGUGUGUGUGCAUGUAUGAGUGUGUGCGUGUACAUAAUAUAAACGUUAAUGCUGUAGCAUUGCCUGCGGGAUUCGAGCACCGCGUUUAUAUCCAUAUUAAUUAUUAUUCUGAAAAAUCAGCGAAAAUAUUAAUCUACUAAUCAACUGAACUUUCAAGUACAUGUAUACAACACACACACACACACACACACACACAUGCUAACACACAAACAUAACUAUAUUUAUACUAAUACAUACGUAUUUAUGCAAAAAUAUUUUUAAAUGUAUGUGCAUACUCACUUUUGUUAUAAAAAAUAUACCUCUAUAUUAUAAGCGAUAUAACCUUCAUAUAAACAAUGUACCUAUGCGUUAUAAAAAUUAUAUGCCAUGAUAUUGAAUAAUAAAAUUAUUUAUUAAACAAAA